AUGGCCAUCAGCCAUCCAUAUUAUCCGCUCGGCGUUGAAGUUCCUGGAUAUGCUCCUAAUGAAACGCCUCUCGCCAUUUUGCUCCCCUCGUUUGCUCUCGUGUGCGCCUCGGUGCUCGCGUCAGCGUGGCGGGUCUCGCAAUCGUUCCGGCCCGGGCUUCCCAGAUCUGAAGUCUUGACCGUUCUAUGGUUCAGUUUGUGCGGUUUUAUUCAUAUCUUCUUCGAAUCGUUUCUUGUUCGUCAUUGGGCCUCAAUUGCCUCGUCACAGUCCUUCUUCGGACAGGUUUGGAAGGAGUAUGCUAAGUCAGACUCUCGUUACAUGACAAAGGACCUUUCCGUCCUCUGCCUAGAAACUAUGGCUGUAACGUUGUGGGGUCCCUUAUCUUUGAUCACAGUGUAUAUGAUAUUGACAUCACAUCCAAUGCGCCAUGGCUUCCAGAUUAUAACCUCCAUGGGUCACUUGAUUAGCUUAACCAUCUAUUAUGUCACAAGCUUGGUCGAAAUAUGGUAUCUAGGCUCGUCACACUCUAGACCAGAAGCUCUAUAUUUCUGGGGGUAUUUCAUUGGUUCCAAUUCGCCAUGGGGCUUCAUACCCGUCGUUUUGAUAUGGCAGUCGCUGAAGGAAAUUGGGAUGCUGUCGACACUGGGGGCAGGUCAAGUUCAGAAGCAAACAAAAACGAACAAAAAGGCAGAGGUUCGAGAUAAGUUAACAUGA
Molecule: messenger RNA, 714 nt
Organism: Verruconis gallopava
Lineage: Eukaryota; Fungi; Ascomycota; Dothideomycetes; Venturiales; Sympoventuriaceae
Exons: 4
Coding region: 1-714 (237 amino acids)
Biological process (GO): sterol biosynthetic process
Cellular component (GO): endoplasmic reticulum; membrane
Molecular function (GO): cholestenol delta-isomerase activity; steroid Delta-isomerase activity; C-8 sterol isomerase activity
Source: RefSeq, a predicted model, not a curated record